GUAGAGACAAGGUCUUGCUAAGUUUGCUAAGUUGCCCGAGCUGGUCUUGAGCUCCUGGCCUAAAGCAAUCAGGAGGCCUCAGCCAUCCAGAGUUUUAGGAUUACAGGAAGCUAUUUUGCCAGCCACUUUAUUAUGGGAGGAGAGAAGUUUGACUCAGCUCAUCCUGAAGGUUACCUGUUUGGAGAGAACAGCGAUCUGAACUUUCUGGGGAACAGACCAGUUGCGUUCCCUUACGCCGCCCCACCUCCCCAAGAACCUGUGAAGACUCUGAGAAGCCUGGUCAAUAUCCGAAAGGACACGCUGAGGCUCGUCAAAUGUGCUGAGGAAGUGAAGAGCCCUGGAGAAGAGGCCAGCAAAGCUAAAGUCCACUACAAUGUUGAGUUCACCUUUGACACAGAUGCUCGGGUAGCCAUCACCAUCUAUUACCAGGCCACGGAAGAGUUCCAGAAUGGUAUUGCCAGCUACAUUCCCAAAGACAACAGCCUCCAGUCGGAGACUGUGCACUACAAGCGAGGAGUGUGUCAGCAGUUCUGCCUGCCCUCCCACACCGUGGAUCCCUCCGAGUGGGCCGAAGAGGAGCUUGGCUUUGAUCUGGACAGAGAAGUUUACCCUCUAGUGGUACAUGCCGUGGUGGAUGAAGGAGACGAGUAUUUUGGCCAUUGCCAUAUACUGCUGGGUACUUUUGAGAAGCACACAGAUGGAACUUUCUGUGUCAAGCCCCUCAAACAGAAACAAGUAGUAGACGGGGUCAGCUACCUCCUUCAGGAGAUCUAUGGAAUUGAAAACAAGUACAACACACAAGAUUGUAAGGUGGCUGAAGACGAAGUGAGUGAUAACAGUGCCGAGUGUGUGGUGUGUCUCUCGGAUGUCCGGGACACCUUGAUUCUGCCCUGUCGCCACCUCUGCCUCUGUAACACCUGUGCAGACACCCUGCGCUACCAGGCCAACAACUGCCCCAUCUGCCGACUGCCCUUCCGGGCACUGCUUCAGAUCCGAGCCAUGAGGAAAAAAUUGGGCCCUUUGUCCCCAACCAGCUUUAACCCCAUCAUCUCAUCCCAGACAUCUGAUUCUGAAGAGCAUUCAUCCUCAGAGAAUAUUCCACCAGGCUAUGAAGUAGUAUCUCUUCUGGAGGCCCUCAACGGGCCCCUCACCCCGUCUCCAGCAGUUCCUCCACUUCACGUGCUUGGAGAUGGCCACCUCUCAGGAAUGCUCCCUUCGUAUGGCAGUGAUGGCCACCUGCCCCCCGUCAGGACGAUCUCGCCUCUUGACCGCCUGUCUGACUGCAGCAGCCAGGGACUCAAACUCAAAAAGAGUCUCUCCAAAUCCAUUUCCCAAAACUCUUCCGUGCUGCAUGAAGAGGAAGAUGAGCGUUCCUGCAGUGAGUCGGAGACACAGCUCUCUCAGAGACCAUCAGCUCAGCAUCUUGGAGAGGAAUGUGGUGUGACUCCAGAAAGUGAGAAUCUCACCUUGUCGUCAUCUGGAGCUAUUGACCAGUCGUCUUGUACAGGGACGCCUCUGUCGUCCACUAUUUCCUCCCCAGAAGGCCCUGCCAGCAGCAGCUUGGCCCAGUCUGUCAUGUCCAUGGCAUCCUCCCAGAUCAGCACCGACACCGUCUCCUCCAUGUCUGGCUCCUACGUCGCCCCUGGCACUGAAGAGGAGGGAGAGGCUCUCCCUUCCCCCCAGUCUGCCAGCAGAGCCCCCUCGGAAGAAGGAGAGGGGCUGCCAGCGGAGUCUCCAGACAGCAACUUUGCUGGCCUCCCAGCUGGAGAGCAGGAUGCAGAGGGAAAUGAUGUUAUGGAGGAAGAGGAUGGAUCACCCACGCAGGAGGAUGGCCAGAGGACGUGCGCAUUUCUAGGUAUGGAGUGUGACAAUAACAAUGACUUUGACAUCGCAAGCGUGAAAGCACUGGACAAUAAGCUGUGCUCUGAGGUCUGCUUACCUGCCGCAGCUCCGGAGUCCUGCCCCAUAAACAUUGAGGAAUAGGUAUGAGAUCUACCAAAUUAUAUGAAUGAACAAACAGCUCAUUUUAUUUUGGGUUCCUCACUUUAAAGGCAAUAUUAAUAUUGCCUUAUAUUCAUCCUGCCACACUUAGACACAUAGUGCCACCAUUAGAGGUGAAUAAAACAGCUUGACUCAUGUCCCAGGCUCCAGUACCCACUCCCAGGGAGUAAAGAUCCCAAAUUCAGUUUGGAUGUGAGAGAGAUCCAAGACUCUCCUGUUCUCACUGUUCCCCUGGGGUCAAGCACCAGAGACUGUUACUGGAGCCUGAGGUGGAUUAGCACACCAAGGCAUUGAUGGAAAUAAGCCAUGUAUACCUGCUGACUGCACGUGCCAUUAAAGGGUUUCAUGUCCUGGGCUGGCCUGAGGCUGACUCUGGACACUUGUGAGUGGCCUCUCUCAACCUCACGGCCACACUCUACAGUUGGUCGGCCUCAUCCACUGAACAGGUCCUCCUGUGGGUCAGGUGUUGUGCUGGGCUCUGGACUGCAACAGUGAAGAAGUCACAACCCCUGCCCAGGAGGAGCUUCGUCCCAUGGAGGAGCUCCGGGACCUAGCGUUUUCCACCGUGUGAGGCAUGCGUGGAGCAGUUCAGGCUGCACGGAGUACUUAGGAGCACACUGUGCCUUACCCUGCCAGAGGUGCCGUAUGAGGGGAGGGCACAGGGAGACAUGCUUGGGAGGCCCACAGGGUCUGGAGGACAACAUGCCUUCCCUACCCCAGGGAGCCAGGGGGCCCUGAGAGCGGAGGCAGCCAAGGCCCAAGGCAGGAGCGCUCUAGCCUCACCGGAGGGAAGGCACUGGAGGGAGUGAGCUCAUCUGUGGGCGGGAGAUGAAGAGGACUCUCAGGGGAGAGGCGAGAUGGCCUGGAGGAGCCUGAGCACAGGCUGUUCUAGGAGUCAGAUACUCACCAACACUCGCGUUCUCUCGUCUAGUCCUCACGGCAAGCCUGUGAGGUCAGUACUCAUCUCCCAUCUGAUGGGUGAGAAAACCAAGGCCCACAGUAAAUUGAUGUGCCCCAGAUCACACCGUUGUAAACUGGGAGUGGAGCCCAGGUUAGUGUGACUGCAGAUGGAGUCACAACACCGCUAGGAAGUGAGCCCACAGGAGGUUGUGGAGGAUUGGAUCCAGAACACGGAAGAGAAGCACCAAGAAUGGGUUUCCAGAUGGGCACUGGCGCUCCUCACGUGGGGACAACAGCAGAUUUGGGGAGAGGAUGCGUUCAGUGGUGGCAUCUGUGGAACCCCGAGGCUCUCGGGCUGGUGUCUGCUGGGCUGAUGGCACCAGCUAGUAGCAAACCUCAACAGCUGUGUAGGUGCAGGAGGAGAGGAAAACGGCAGGUGAUGGGGGCUGGAGCCUCACACUGUCCUCCCUCCGGGCAGCCUUCCAUCCCAGAAACCCUGCUGGGUGGCCAGUCCUUUCCCGCCCCCCGGGGCCCCCACAGAAAACAUUAACACUUCAGGCCAGAACGAACAGUCUUCUCACUUCCCCCCACCUCUUCCUGCCCAAUUUCCUUUUCCUCUCUAUUGUAACAUAUAGGCAAACUUUAAAACCAAGUAAUUAAAAUAUGAAAGUGGAUCCCAGGGUAAGUUCACAAAACAAGGAACAUCUUUCAUGUCCCUCCCUGUCUGGGAGCCACAGUGGCAGUGACUGUACCUAGCCCAGGGGGCAGGAGCAGCCUCUGCACCUGUAAGUACCUGCUUCUCUCCCUUCUCACGCACGAGUGCUGUGGCUCGCACCCUCAUCGGAGUCUCAGGUGACACGCAUCCUGCUCCUUCCGUGCUGACUCCUGGGCUGCCCUGCUGGAGACACCAUCUGGAUCUGGCCAAAGGUCUGGCUCCUGUAAUGUUCAUUUUCUGUUCCCAGGUGCCUGGCAGGCUGAUGACAAUGCUGUCAGUCGGAAUGCCCAGCGCCGGCGCUUGUCAUCCAGCAGCCUGGAGGACUCUGAGACGAGGCCCUGUGUGUGGGGCCCCUUGGCUGUCUGAGCCCCAGCCUCUGCACUUGGGCUCC
Molecule: messenger RNA, 4007 nt
Organism: Piliocolobus tephrosceles (Ugandan red Colobus)
Lineage: Eukaryota; Metazoa; Chordata; Mammalia; Primates; Cercopithecidae
Gene: RNF157
Product: ring finger protein 157
Exons: 19
Coding region: 133-1983 (616 amino acids)
Biological process (GO): protein ubiquitination
Cellular component (GO): cytoplasm
Molecular function (GO): ubiquitin protein ligase activity
Source: RefSeq, a predicted model, not a curated record